Messenger RNA from Penicillium angulare, 396 nucleotides. RefSeq lists its product as uncharacterized. The record is from RefSeq and is a predicted model, not a curated record. NCBI's taxonomy places the organism in Eukaryota, Fungi, Ascomycota, Eurotiomycetes, Eurotiales, Aspergillaceae. The coding region runs from base 1 to 396 and encodes 131 amino acids. The transcript has a single exon.
AUGAUCACAACCCUUGCCAGACUCAACGAAGACCAACAGGUUUAUGAUUCCAUCAGGAGCUUUUUUGUUAAUUUUCCUUCAAAUGAUGAGAUCGCUCAUGAUACAGAUAUCUUUGAACCUGUCGACUACUGUAUCAACGCCAGUCAUGGUGCCAUGAUACCAUUCGUGGCUACUGAGAUGUUGAUCCUCAUGACCUGGUUGAAGAUCAAGCUUGUUCUGGACUUGAGACGCGUGGAGGCAGCAAUGACGCAACUACUCGCCCUCCAAAUACCAUCGGAAAAUCGUCUACCUUAUUACUCGUCAUGUGCUUCAAAGCUCAGCCCCUCGUCGUUAUCCAGCCCUGUUGAAUGGCACAGACUCCCCCGCUAUGAUAUUCAGGCUUUUGAGUCUAAUUGA